This is a messenger RNA of Apis mellifera (honey bee), 1922 nucleotides long. RefSeq names its product fizzy-related protein homolog (gene fzr). Gene Ontology annotation, biological process: positive regulation of anaphase-promoting complex-dependent catabolic process; positive regulation of ubiquitin protein ligase activity; anaphase-promoting complex-dependent catabolic process. Gene Ontology annotation, molecular function: protein binding; ubiquitin ligase activator activity; anaphase-promoting complex binding. Bases 215 to 1675 code for a protein of 486 amino acids. The record is from RefSeq and is a predicted model, not a curated record. Gene Ontology annotation, cellular component: anaphase-promoting complex. The transcript has a single exon. Lineage: Eukaryota; Metazoa; Arthropoda; Insecta; Hymenoptera; Apidae.
UCGAUUGGAGAAUCACGUUCAACCUCUUUAUUUCCGUAUCGAAAAUUUUCCAAGUUGACGUUGAAUAGCGAUUUGAUGAUACACUGUACUUAAUUUCAUCAAUACAGUGACUUGCAUGAGAAAUGACAAUGUAUGUGCAAUCUACGUGAUUUAAAGAAAAGAAAACGUGUUUGAAUAAUUAUGUGACUGAAUGUGAAAGAGUAGCAUUAAAAAAAUGUUUCAUCACGAAUACGAGAAACGGCUGUUGAAGUCAAACAGCGAGAGUCAUAUAGAUAGUCUGGCAGGUUCUGGACUUCAUUCAUCAGUAUAUUUUUCGCCAACUAAGAUGAUGAACAAUAGUUUCGAUCGAUUUAUUCCAACACGAUCGGGCAAUAAUUGGCAAACAACAUUUUCAAUGAUAUCAGAAAAUAAUCGGAAUGGUAUAGUUACAAAGAAGACUCGCGAAAAUGGAGAAAGCAACCGUGAUGGUAUUGCUUAUUCUUGUCUUCUAAAAAAUGAACUUCUUGGAGCAAGUAUAGAAGAUGUAAAAGGACAAUGUGAAGAAAGAAGAGUAUUAUCACCAUUAGUUACCAGAAAUCUCUUUAAAUACAUUACACCUACAAAAGACCACACACUAUUGGAUCAAAGUUCACCUUAUUCUUUAUCACCAUUGAGUGCUAAAAGUCAAAAACUUUUAAGAUCACCAAGAAAAGCAACAAGAAAGAUUUCCAGAAUACCUUUUAAAGUAUUAGAUGCUCCUGAAUUACAAGAUGAUUUUUAUUUAAAUCUUGUUGACUGGUCUUCUCAAAAUGUUCUUAGUGUUGGUCUAGGUAGUUGUGUUUAUUUGUGGUCUGCAUGUACCAGCCAAGUGACUAGAUUAUGUGAUUUAUCCAGUGAUGGUAAUAGUGUAACAUCAGUUGCUUGGAAUGAAAGAGGAAACCUAGUUGCAGUUGGUACACAUUUGGGCUAUAUCCAAGUAUGGGAUGUAGCUGUAAGUAAACAAGUAAGCAAAUUACAAGGACAUAGUGCAAGAGUUGGAGCACUAGCUUGGAAUGGUGAAGUUUUAUCAUCUGGUAGUAGAGAUAGGUUAAUAUUACAAAGAGAUGUUAGAACUCCUUGUGUUGUCAGUGAAAGACGUCUAGGAGCUCACAGGCAAGAAGUUUGUGGACUCAAAUGGUCUCCAGAUAAUCAAUAUUUAGCCUCUGGUGGAAAUGACAAUCGUCUUUAUGUAUGGAACUUACAUUCCCUUUCACCAAUACAAACAUAUACUGAACAUCUAGCAGCGGUUAAAGCUAUUGCGUGGUCUCCACAUCAUCAUGGUCUUUUAGCUUCUGGUGGUGGUACAGCAGAUAGAUGUAUUAGAUUUUGGAACACAUUGACAGGUCAACCAAUGCAAUGUGUAGAUACUGGUUCUCAAGUUUGUAAUUUGGCUUGGAGUAAGCAUAGUUCAGAACUAGUCAGUACACAUGGUUAUUCUCAAAACCAAAUUUUGGUUUGGAAAUAUCCCAGUUUAACCCAAGUUGCAAAAUUAACAGGACAUUCAUAUAGAGUUUUAUAUUUAGCUAUGUCACCAGAUGGUGAAGCUAUUGUAACUGGUGCUGGAGAUGAAACUUUGCGUUUUUGGAAUGUGUUCAGUAAAGCACGUAGUCAGAAAGAAAAUAAGUCUGUAUUAAAUCUCUUUACUAGUAUUCGAUAAAUUAAUAUAAAAAAAAUAAUGAUUUUAUGUAUAAUACAUAAUAUAUGCACUAUUCUAGUACUUUGAAAAAUUAUAAUGUAUACAACAUAUAUAACUAAUAAUUUACAAACAUUUAGUUAAAUAUAAGAACAUAUUCUGAAAUCUAUUAAGAUUAAGUUUAUGCACAGCCAAUUGUUCAUUAAUUUUUGCGUGCAAUAAGUUAUUAUUCAUAAAAUUAUGCCCUUAUAAGAAAAAGAAAGAUGAUAUA